UCUCGCGAAGAUUUGAGAACCAGCGCGGGAUCUCGUCGGGGUUGCCAGGAGACAGCGCAGCCUCCGCAGACCAGCGCCUAUCCCCGAGUAGUGGCGGUGCUGGACUGCUGGCAGCAUGGCACCCAAAAAGAAAGGGAAGAAGGGCAAAGCCAAGGGCAAUCCGGUGGUUGAUGGGCUCCCACCAGAGGACAUGACCAAGGAGCAGGUAGAGGAACAUGUCGCCCGCAUCCGGGAGGAGCUGGACCGCGAGCGAGAGGAGCGUAACUACUUCCAGCUGGAGCGUGACAAAAUCCACACCUUCUGGGAGAUCACACGGAGGCAGCUGGAGGAGAAGAAGGCCGAGCUUCGGAACAAAGACCGUGAGAUGGAGGAGGCAGAGGAGAGGCACCAGGUGGAGAUCAAGGUGUACAAGCAGAAGGUAAAGCACCUGCUGUAUGAGCACCAGAACAACCUGGCAGAGGUGAAGGCUGAGAGCACUGUAGUCAUGAAGCUGGCCCAGAAGGAGCACCGCGCCCAGGAGGGCACACUGCGGAAGGACAUGAGGUCACUCAAAGUGGAGCUCAAGGAGCAGGAGUUGGCUAACGAGGUGGUGGUAAAGAACCUGCGUCUGAAACAUGCUGAGGAGAUCACCAAGAUGCGAAAUGACUUUGAAAGGCAAGUUCGAGAAAUCGAGGCCAAGUAUGACAAGAAGAUGAAGAUGCUGAGGGACGAGCUUGACCUUCGGAGAAAGACGGAGAUCCACGAGGUGGAGGAGAGGAAGAACGGCCAGAUCAGCACGCUGAUGCAGCGUCACGAGGAGGCCUUCACUGACAUCAAGAACUACUACAAUGACAUCACUCUUAACAACCUGGCCCUAAUCAAUUCCCUCAAGGAGCAGAUGGAGGAUAUGCGGAAGAAGGAGGAGCACCUGGAGAAGGAGAUGGCGGAGGUGUCUCUGCAGAACAGGCGGCUGGCAGACCCUCUGCAGAAAGCAAAGGAUGAGAUGAAUGAGAUGCAGAGGAGACUUGGGAGCUAUGAAAGGUCCAAGCAGAUCCUGGUUUGUACAAAGGCACGUUUAAAGGUCACCGAGAAAGACCUGAAAGACCUUCAGUGGGAGCACGAGGUCCUGGAGCAGCGGUUCAUCAAGGUACAGCAGGAGAGAGACGAGCUCUAUCGUAAGUUCACUGCGGCCAUCCAGGAGGUGCAGCAGAAGUCGGGCUUCAAGAACCUAGUACUGGAGCGGAAACUGCAGGCACUGAACACUGCAGUGGAGAAGAGGGAGGUGCAGUUCAACGAGGUGCUGGCAGCCUCCAACCUGGAUCCUGCAGCACUAACGCUUGUGUCCCGCAAACUUGAGGAUGUUCUAGAAUCAAAGAAUACCACCAUCAAAGACUUACAGUAUGAGCUGGCCCGGGUCUGCAAGGCCCACAAUGACCUAUUGCGUACGUAUGAGGCGAAGUUACUGGCUUUCGGGAUCCCACUGGACAAUGUGGGGUUCAAGCCCCUGGAGACAGCAGUGAUUGGACAGACACUGGGACAGGGCCCUGCAGGACUUGUGGGUGCCCCUACAUAGCUACCUUCUGGGGGCUUUUACCUUUACAGCUGGCCUUUCCCACUUUCUAAAUGAUACCCCUUCUACUGCAAGAACAGCAAGUUUGUUUUGGAGACUUCAUCAUCAGCAAUGAAAACUUUUCCACAUUUCCUUUGUAUUCUGUCUUUGUGGGGAAGAAGUACCUGUAGACCUCUGCGGAGGUCUUCUAGUCUACCUGCUUCCAUGUCCUCCCCAGUCUGGGUCACACUUGCCUUUGGGUCCUGCCUCUGCAGUCCUUUCUCUAAGUGCACCUCUGAGUACUAAGCUGUCCAGCAAGAGAAUGGCUCACUGUCCUUUGUUGAGCAUGAAGCCCAUGCUCUUGAUUUGACUGGGCAGCUCAGCCACAAAGGACUGGCAGGCUACCUCCUUUGGGCCAGGCUCUCCACAGCCUCCCCUGGUAGGUGGUAAGAACCAUGGGCUCAAUAGCAGAGACUUGUGAAAUUUUUAAGGCUCUGUCCUGGUUUGGUUUUCUAUUGCUGUGAUAAACAUCAUGACUAA
Onychomys torridus (southern grasshopper mouse) is the source of this 2068-nucleotide messenger RNA. RefSeq names its product growth arrest specific 8 (gene Gas8). Gene Ontology annotation, biological process: flagellated sperm motility. The coding region runs from base 116 to 1552 and encodes 478 amino acids. Lineage: Eukaryota; Metazoa; Chordata; Mammalia; Rodentia; Cricetidae. The record is from RefSeq and is a predicted model, not a curated record. Gene Ontology annotation, cellular component: Golgi apparatus; microtubule; motile cilium. Gene Ontology annotation, molecular function: microtubule binding; small GTPase binding. The transcript is spliced from 11 exons.